UAAGUCCUUACAACUACUAUUGGAGUACUGAGACAUGGCUCCCAUUUCUUCCUUCAUCAUAUUCUUCUUCUUCUUCUUCUUUCCUCUCCUCACUCUCUCCCUUCCUGCAGCUUCUCCUCUCAUCCAGAAGACUUGUAACACCACAACAUACUACAAUCUUUGCGUCACCACCCUCCAAUCUGAUUCACGUAGCCUAAAAGCCGAUGAUGAGAAGGCCUUGUUGACCAUUAUUAUUAACACUGCUAUCUCGGACGCCAUGAACAUGUCUUCAUAUGUCUCUAGCCUUACCCAGAAGAAGACUGAAGCAACACUGGGGUCAGUCCUACGGGCUUGCGCUGGGAUGUAUGGAAACGCCGGCGAAGCGCUUCGGUCGGCGGUGGAUGCACUGGGCGAUGAGAACUACGACUACGCAUACGUGCAUGUGAGUGCAGCCAGGGACUACCCGAGUACAUGCAGUAGAUUGUUCCGGAUGUAUCCGAGACUGAAAUAUCCAACCAAGAUGGCUCGAAGGGAGGAGGGCUUGGAGCAAUUCUGUACCAUUGCAUUGGAUAUUGUCUCUCUGCUUGGGUAAUUAUAUGAUGUGUUGGAGAACUUCAUCUAGUUUCCUUCCUUUCUUCCCCUCAAGCAGCUCUCUCUCUCUCUCUCUCUCUC
Molecule: messenger RNA, 651 nt
Organism: Elaeis guineensis (African oil palm)
Lineage: Eukaryota; Viridiplantae; Streptophyta; Magnoliopsida; Arecales; Arecaceae
Product: pectinesterase inhibitor 28-like
Molecular function (GO): enzyme inhibitor activity
Source: RefSeq, a predicted model, not a curated record